Molecule: messenger RNA, 3000 nt
Organism: Mollisia scopiformis
Lineage: Eukaryota; Fungi; Ascomycota; Leotiomycetes; Helotiales; Mollisiaceae
Product: exocyst complex component Sec10
Exons: 2
Coding region: 279-2858 (859 amino acids)
Biological process (GO): exocytosis; Golgi to plasma membrane transport
Cellular component (GO): cytoplasm; exocyst
Source: RefSeq, a predicted model, not a curated record
AUUUGGAAAAGUGGUGAAAAGAAGCGUUCCUGGUUGGGAAGACAAGUAAGAGUUCAAAAUUCCGGGGGAGCACCAGAGGCUGGCGCAAGGCCACGACGUUUGAAGCGAACGACCCGACCCCAGGGCUUGUCCUUGUCGCAAGUCAAAGCCACAGACACCGAGUCAGUUACACAUAACAUACUCGGAUCCUACGAACUCGAGAGAUUGAAUAUUCAAUGUUUGAAGGAUAUUCGCAAGCCUCAUAAAGGACUGGGCCCCCGGGUGGCUCCUCGAAAUCAAUGUCGUCUCUGAAUAGUGGUGGAGGUGGGAGCGGGAGGUCAAUAUUCCCAAAGGGCCCCAGCUUUACUUUAGAGAACUUCUCGAACAAGGACUUUAUUGUGAGAGACUUCGUUGAAGACCUCGCGGAGAGUGCAGUACCUGUUAAUCGAAGAUCUGGACCGGCGCAUCAGGCUUUCGACCCAAAACCUUUGAUCAGGACCUUUGAGAACGCUCUCUCACAACUUGCAACUCUAUCAGAUGAGCUGGGAGAAAGGGAAACAGAUCUCCUCACAUCCGUACGGCGCGCCGAAAUACAACACGACCAAACAUUGGAGACUCUGGGAAGGAAGCUGGAUCAAUCGAUAGACUCCUUCGAGACCCUCGACGUUACCCUAAACAAUCCUAAUGGCGCCAAUGGUAACGACAGAAAUGGCCGGUCAGAUGGAGGGGGUAUGGUUGCUGUACAGAUCGGUGAGAGACUGGAGGAUCUGGACAAGCAGAGACGGAGAGCGCUGGACGCCAACUUUUUGAUUCAGUGCUGGCUAGAAGUCAGUGAGGCCGGAGAACUCACUUCUCUAGAAGACAUGAUUCGACGACAAGGAAGUGGCGAGAACAAGGUUCGAUGCGCGAUCAUAGCCAGGCAGCUUAUGCGUAUGAGCCAAAGGCUUGAUCCCCAAUCUUGGUCACAGACGAAUGGGAAGAAAGUCAAUGGUGUCACGAAUGGCGUGGUGGGCUACAGGAACAAUAACACAAGAGAGCUGAUAGAGAAGUUCUCCGAGACUCUGGAGAAGGAUCUCUUAAAACAGUUUGAUGACAGCUACCGUAGGCAGAACUUCGACGACAUGUUGGAAUGCGCGAAAGUCCUUCACGAUUUCAAUGGCGGAGCAAGUGUCGUUGCCUUGUUCGUCAAUCAGCAUCAAUUUUUCAUUGAUAGAAGUCAGUUGAUCACCGACGAGGUCACCACAGACAACGAGACGUGGGAAAAACUUGCGGAUCCAGAUUCUGACCCUCCAGGAGUCGAGCCAAGUCUUCAGUCAUUGAUUGAUGAGAUCCGUGUUGUUAUGCAAGACGAAUCCUUCAUCAUCAAACGGGCUUUUCCCUACUAUGAUGUUGUACUAACCAAGUUCAUCCAGCGAAUCUUUCAACAGUCGAUACAGCAACGACUAGAGAUGGUUCUAGAGAAAGCUGAUACCAUCUCGUCCCUUGCCUUUUUGAGAUCAUUACAUGCUUCGAGAAGCUACAUCAACAACCUGAUAGAAGAUCUGAAAGCACACGGCUUGACCGAGCACCCAGAACCGUGCUCAGCUCAAACUGCUCUGAGUCUUGACCAGCAAUUAGACGAGCUAUUUGUUCCAUAUCUAGUUGGGAAUUCCUAUAUUGAUAGAGAGCGAAAAAGCUUGGAAGAGUUAUAUUCGUCAUUACUCUUCAAAUACACCAUCUAUCACUCACGGCGAAAGAAGGUGCCUACGGGAUUCAUGGCCUCACUUGCACAGCAAGGAACUCAGCUACUGGCUACUGCGAAGGAUGCUUAUAUCGACCGAUUGGACUCUUCCGAGCUCACUCCUACUCAGAAGGCAAUGAUGUUGCGAGUUGCCGGACUGCGAGAUACAGAUCCAAAUAAGAACAAGAACGAAAUUGAGGUCACCGAUGAAGAUGGAGUUCUCAGUGUACCGAAUGCUAAACGCAUGCUGAAGUGGUUAGCAGAAGGGGUUAGAAGAGCACUAGAGUUGGGCAGUGGUAGCGAUACACCGAAGGAUGUCUCGGCUCUGCUUAACCUAUUAUUGACAAGUAUUGGCCAAGUCUAUAUUGAGACCUCUUUGGAUGCAGCUGCCGACUCAGCUGCUGCUCAAGAGACCCUCAAAGUAGAACCAGACCUUGCAUAUCUGCCAUCAUUACAGCCCGCGAUUACCAUAACGAAUAUCAUGUCUCGCUUUAUCAACACAGUUCUAAUACGGUUAGCAGAGUCGAAUACCACCGUUAGACGAUCAAUGGAACUGCAAACGAAGCAAGGAGUUGAGAGAAUCGAGUCGAAGACCAACAACAUCAUCCGCAGCACGUUGACUGUUGUUCUGAAUUGGGUUACAAAACUCUUAGCUGGCCAAAAAAGAGCCGAUUUUCGACCCAAGGACAGCGACCUGGAAGGUGGGCGGUAUUUCGAAACGUUACAGACAGCAACCUGCCUCUCCAUUUGUACGUUUCUCAAUCGAGUUGCAAGUCUAUCUGCCCAGGCGAUUGACGGCCAAAACCUGGAAAUACUGAGCUCCGAGCUUGCAAUGAGCAUCCGCGACCUUUUGUUUGAGCACUUCAAGAAAUUCAAUGUCAAUGCCACGGGAGGGUUGAUGGUCACAAAAGACAUUUCGAAGUAUACAUCCACUUUGAAGGACUGGCCGUUGACAAAGGAAGCCGAGGGUAGUGUGGAAGUGUUGAGCGAGAUUGGGAAUUUAUUCAUCAUUGGACCAGAAGCCCUUCGCGAUAGGUCACGUACCAUCCAACCUGGUGGUGCUGGAAAGAAGCUCCAAAAGGCUGAUUUCAGAGCGUUUGUCUUAAAACGGGAUGAUUCUGGGAGUGUGGGCGUCCAGAGCGUUCUUGCAGGACUGUGAAACUAAUCUGAUCUAAGCGUAUAUCAAAACUGCAAGGCGUUCAAAGGUUCCGGUAUCCCGAGGUCCCAUGUAUAUAGGUGUAUGUAUGAGUAGGACUGGGGCAAGAUACCAAGGCACUUUUUAUCUUGAAUGCUUUCAACAG